CCCGUGUAUCUCUUUCUGUCUCCCCACCCCCUUCUCUCUGCAGCCCACGUGGGCUCACUCUAUCAGUCUGUCGGUCAGUCCCGAGCCACAGCAGCCGGCAGCUGCAGCCUGGGCUGAGAGUGGAGCAGGAGCCGCUACUGCGUGUGUGCGGGGGGGAAGCGGCCAGCGGGAAGUGGAGCCGUGGCCAGGAGCUGCGGAGCCGCGGAAGCAGGAGGAUGCGGGACGGCGGUCACCGCGGGAGCCCUUGGGCUGGACUGCUGCUGUUACUACUCCUGGCGCUGUUGCUGCUGGGGAGCUCGGCGCGGGCGGCGGGCACCCAGGGAGCCUUGCAGCCCUUCGAGCUGCUCUACAACCGCGGCGUCGAGGCGUUCUCCGACGGGGACUUUGCAGCAGCCGUGCGCUACUUGGAGCAGGCGCUGAGCAGCCGCCGGCGGUUGCGAGAGGAGCGGCUGCGCUGCCGCCUGGAGUGCGGGGCCCGAGCGCCCCUGGGGUCGGCGCGCGGUGGCGGCCCCGCUUGGGAGCUACGCUUCUUGCGCGCCCUGCUGGAGCGGGCUCGCUGCGUGCGGCGCUGUGAGCAAGAGGAUGAGUCGGGUGCAUCCGACGGGCACCCCGGCGCGACUAGCUCCCGGUUCGCGAGCCGCAGCCCAGCAGACGUGAAGCGUGAUUUCCAGAGGAGGAUGCCCUACAGCUAUCUCCAGCAGGCCUACAGCCAGAUGAACCAGAUGGAAAAAGCAGCUGAAGCAGCCUAUACUUUUUUAAUGGCCAAUCCUGAGCACAUGGCUGUGCCUUCUCAUGAUGGGAAGUCUGAAACGGUGGCAGGAGCCAAACUGGUGGAUAGAGAAGCCCAACCCCACCUGGAACACUACCGAGAAGCAGUAGAACAUUAUGAAGAUGACCACUUCCAGCUGGCCAUCGAGGCCUUUGAGCAGGCUUUAAAGGACUAUUUCAAAGCAGACAGGCAAUGCCGCGUUCUGUGUGAGUGGUCCCAGAGCCACGAUGACCAGGACCACCGGAUGAAGACCGAUGGCUUCUACGAAGUCCUCGCAGGUCUCUACUCCCGGCGCCUGAUGUGUGAGCAUGACUGCGUGAGGGAGCUCGCUACCUGGCCCGGCCAGCCGUCCCCCAUUGAGAACUUCCUGCCCCUUCACUACGACUACCUCCAGUUCUCCUAUUAUCAAGUUGGCAACUACGUGAAAGCCCUGGAAUGUGCCAAGUCCUACCUUCUCUUCCACCCAGACGAUGAGGAUGUGCAGGACAACGUGAGAUACUACGAGAGUGUGCUGGAAGAAAGCACGGACCCGAGCAUCAUCCCAGCUAGGGAGGACGCUGCGCUGUUCAUGAAGAGAUAUAAACUGGAAUCUGAGCUCAUCAAGUCGGCCGUGGCCAACCUGGGCAUUCCCUACACCGAGCAGAAUUACUGGACCAGCCAUGGAGGAAGGCAAGAAGACACCCAGACCCUUUCCGAGCCUGGCAACAGGGCGGCCGAUGCUCCUGAGUGGUCUGGGGGAAAGCAGCCUGUGCCCGGGAUCGAUCGGGACCUUCGAGAGGGGGGACCACUGCUCUACAGCCACGUGAAGUUUGUCUACAAUUCGGAGCAGCUGAACGGAACCCAGCGGAUGCUGCUAGAUAAUGUCUUAUCUGAGGAGGAAUGCCAAGAGCUCCACAGCAUGGCCAGCAGAAUCAUGCUUGCUGGUAGUGGGUACCAAGGGGAAGUUUCUCCUCUCACUCCCAAUGAGAAAUUCGAAGGUGCCACCAUCCUAAGAGCCCUCAAGUUUGGUUAUGAAGGUCGAGUGCCCCUGAAGAGUGCUCGGCUGUUCUAUGACAUCAGUGAGAAGGCACGGAAGAUCGUCGCGUCCUACUUCAGGCUGAAUUCCACCCUGUAUUUCUCAUUCACUCACUUGGUUUGCCGAACACCUCUCUCAGAUCAGCCACAAAGCAGAGACGACCUCAGUCAUCCCAUCCAUGCAGACAACUGCUUCUUGGAUUCAGACACCAAUGAAUGCUGGAAGGAGUUUCCUUUGGCUUCCAGGGAUUACAGUGCCAUUCUCUAUAUGAAUGAAGACUUCGAAGGGGGCGAGUUUAUCUUCACGGGAAUGGAUUCCAAAACUGUGACGGCCUCCAUCAAACCCAAAUGUGGCCGGAUGGUGAGCUUUUCCUCGGGCAGAGAGAACCCUCAUGGCGUGAAGGCUGUGACCAAGGGGCAGCGCUGUGCUGUCGCUCUUUGGUUCACCUUGGACCCGUUGUACAGGGAGCUGGAGCGGCUACAGGCUGAUGAGAUGAUCCGACAGUGGAACCACGAACAGAGUAUCAACCCCAAAGAUGAACUAUGAGCCGGCCCCUAAGAGUCUUCUACCCACUAUUUAUUGAGUGACGCUAAUCUUAUGAGAACCUUUUAUUUUUGUACAGAGUCUCGGUCUAAGUUAACGGGUCACUAAGAAGCCGCGAAGCCUCCCUGGGGGCUGCUGGGGUCCUUUUGUCUCCACUCCUUCAGUUUUCCAUCACGUGUCAUCAGGGCAUCUUUUAAGAGAACGAUGAGUCGAUCAGCAAUCCCGCGCUAAGUGCCUUCUGCGUGCUGGGGACCCCAGGAGAGUCCAAGAGCCCCCCCCAGGGGCCCUCCAGCGCAAUCCCCGCCUUCCAGAUAUGUCAGAGGAAAAUCAACCCUCCCUGCCUUCAUUUAAGGAUCUCCCAGGCCGUCCCUGUAGGGCCCUCCAGGGAAUGCCGAGAAUCGCCGCUCACAGGAUGGAGGCGAUGAUGUACGAGAUCUCAUGUGAGCUUCCCAGGCCGCCGGGCGUCCGGCGCCCUCAUCGCCGCCCCUUACACAUGGGGGCGGGGAGGCUGAGAAGGGUCACGGGACUUGCCCAGGGUCACACCUCUAGAUACGUGUAGGAGGCAGGAUGGGAACGUGGGUUUUUGCCUCAUGCUCUGUCCUCUGAGCCGCUGAAAGGAGCGACCAGAGCAUCGCAGGCCAAAGCACAGAGGGCUCCCAGCUUUGGAGAACGCAGCCGGAGUCUUGGCUGUAUUUUCCAGAACCUUCAGGCCCUGCCCGAGGCCUUCUCCUGGGGGGGGGGGGGGG
Monodelphis domestica (gray short-tailed opossum) is the source of this 3073-nucleotide messenger RNA. It is a transcript of the gene P3H2, whose product is annotated as prolyl 3-hydroxylase 2. Gene Ontology annotation, molecular function: protein binding; iron ion binding; procollagen-proline 3-dioxygenase activity. Gene Ontology annotation, biological process: collagen metabolic process. Gene Ontology annotation, cellular component: endoplasmic reticulum. The record is from RefSeq and is a predicted model, not a curated record. Lineage: Eukaryota; Metazoa; Chordata; Mammalia; Didelphimorphia; Didelphidae.